AGCAGCAGCAGCAGCAGCAUCGCAAACCGAAACACAAACAACGACGAUUCCCAGCGAGAUUCGUAGCAGCAACCGAGUGCGAGGGAGCAAUUCUAGUGGAACAAGUCACGGAACAAGCUGCAAGUAAUGGAUUCUGUAACGUAUUGCCGAAUAUAUUGAAAUAUAAUCCCAAUGCAGUACGAUGCGAUAGAAUGGGAUGCAUCGCACUGCAGUACCUCGCCUCUCUUGGCUGGUGAGAUCAUGGCGCUAGAGCUAAAAUUGAAAAAAAAURGUAGAAUGUAGUAUAACAAUAGUAUGCACUACGUCGUACAUGUAGUCGACAAUCUACUCUCUUUCUACAAAUAACAAAUGUUACCUACAGGUAUAUUCCGUUGGUAAACAUCCGAUGCAAAAAACAUGACGUAAAAAAUAGAAUUCUAUAUGAAGUACGAUACAGUACGACAAAACCAUGAAAGACGGGACCGAUUACCCAAUCGUUCCAAUUGUCACCGCAUGCCUUCCGUCGUUACUGGACGACGACGUCGGCGGCGCUUUGGGCAAGCGUGGUCCACGACGGAGAAAACAACACAAACGACCGCGCGCAGAGACUUUGUAGCUUCCGUGCUAGGACUGAAAGAGCGACCAGGCGGCCCCGUCCUUCGAGUCGUCUUCCAGCAGCUCGAGGAGGGCGGCGGCAAUCGCGCGCCUCGUGAUCCAUUUCCCCGGGGGCGGGUCGCAGGCGCCGACCCAGGCGUAUCCGGAGGCGUCGCCGCCUUCCAUGCGCCAGGCCUCGGAAAACGCGGGGUGCUCCGAAACCGGCCACAUGUUGCCGGGCCGGACCAGCACGGUGCGCGAGGCAAUGCUUUCGGAACCACACGAUCGUAUCACCUCCUCGGAAUGCCCCAUGUCGUCCCAGAGCUCCUGGCCGAUCACGUAGGGAAUCAACAGGUGGAACUGGAGCCAGCCAAAGGCGCCGUAUCCAAACAACCACCUGCUGGGUGCUCCGAACAGGGGGUAGGACUUGGCUUGGUCCGUGGCCUYGUUGAUUCCCGUGGACGUCAUCCACACGAUGCGUGGGAUUUUUCGAAAAUCGUCGCCCUCGCUCUCGAUUUCCUGCAGGGCGCCUACCAGGGCCUCCGCGGCCUUUUUCAUCACAAGGAUUUCGUUGCUGGGAGACCCAAGUGUGGAGACGACCACGUCCGGUGCGUUUGCAUCGAGCAAAGCCCGGACCCCCACAACGGUAGUGGCAUCGCCCUCGACGACGGUGAGGUUCGUAUCCUUGUGCUCGUGGAGAAAGCCGUCGAACCUGCCCUUGGAUCUCGCUAGGGCCACGACAUUGUAUCCCUUGUCGAGGCAGGCUUCCAGGACCCAUCCGCCAACUUUCCCUGUGGCUCCCAGCAGGGCGACUGUCUUCGUCGUCGAAGUGGUCGUUGGCGUUUCUGUUUCGGUCAUAGUGGAUGGAUUGUAGUCGGUGCAAAGGGCAGAAUGCAAUAGGCUUCUUGCAAAACGCUUCGUUCUGGUCCCAGUUUCAGAUUCAGACUCGAGAAAAAAUCUCGGAACAAUCAAGAUCUCCUCUAAAAAUAAACAUGUGAGUUCGGU
This is a messenger RNA of Pseudo-nitzschia multistriata, 1578 nucleotides long. Lineage: Eukaryota; Bacillariophyta; Bacillariophyceae; Bacillariales; Bacillariaceae. The record is from the annotation of a GenBank genome assembly.